AUGUGGGUUUGCAACCUCGGUUAUGUCAACGUUUAUCAUUGUAUAUCCUAUGUUGGUGUAAUUUUCACACCUAAAUUGUGCUUCAUUGUAUUAACGUAUAGUGGUUCUGUGUCGAUGUAUAUAUUUUUCUUUUUCAGAUUUCUGUUCCUCUCUCCCAAUUCCUCUCUCUUUCUCUCUCACUUCCUCUUCUAUAUUCAGAUUUUCUCUCUCCACCACCAACGGUCGCUGCUCGUAUCUCGCCGGUCGUCGGUUGCCGGUCGCUGCUCGUAUCUCGCCGGUCGUCGGUUGCCGGUCGCCGCUCGUAGUUCAUCGGCGCUGCUCGUAGCUUUCCGGCGCCGCUCAAAGCUCGCCGCUAGCAGUUCGCCACCACCAUCCAUCGGCAAAUUCAAUUCAAUCGUCGCUAGCAAUUCGCCACCACCAUCCGGUGGUUAUAUUUCCAAUCGAUUCUUCGAAAUUUCAAACGAUUUUUCGAAAUCGAAAUCAAUUCUAAUAAAUUCUAAUCGAAAUCAAAUCUCGCGGUUUCGAAAUCGAUUUCGCUACUCGCCGGUCACUCCUUCUCGCGGUGGUUCCUUCUUGCGGUGGUCGCAAUUAUCCGAUCUGCGAAUGAGUGUGAGUGAUUGCUGGUGGCCUCUCGCCGCCGCCGCUGCUCGCCUCUCGCCAACGACGUUGGUGGCCUCUCGCCGACGACGCUGGUGGCCUCUCGCCGCCGCCGCUGCUCGCAAGAAUUCAAUCACAGUGCCUUGUUCCUUGUUCCUCCACCACGUCCCCUGUUUCCUACAAGCUCUUCUUCUUGAUGCCCCUACAUUCUUCGAUUUCAGUCAAUUCUUCGAUUCUAAAAUCAAUCUGAUGGGCAAUUUCGGUAAGAUUUUAUGAAAUCAAAAUUGAUUUCAAUCGAUUUCUCAAUUCAAAAAUAAAAAUCGAUUUCAAUUGAUUUCUUAAUUCAAAAAUUAAAAUCGAUUUCAAUUGAAUUGGUGGCUGCGAAUCAGAUCUAGUUUGAGCGUAUAUCAGGAUUUAGAGCACUGUUGGAUGAAGUUAGAACAUGUUUGAAUGAAAUUUGAACACGGUUGAAUAAAGUUAGUACAUUCUUGAAUAAAUUUAGAACAUAUUUGAUUAAAGUUAGAACAUGCUUGAAUAAAGUUAGAACAUGUUUGUAUAAAGUUAGAACAUGCUUGAAUAAAUUUAGAACACUGUUAAAUAAAUUUAGAACAUGUUUGUAUAAAUUUAUAACAUGCUUGAAUAAAUUUAUAACAUGCUUGAAUGGAUUUAGAAAUGCUUGAAUAAAUUUUGAACACUGUUGAAUAAAGUUACAGCAUGCUUGAAUAAAUUUUGAAACAUGAUUGAAUAAAGUUAGAACAUGGUUGAAUAAAUUUAUAACAUGUUUAAUAAUUUUAGAACAUGCUUGAAUUAAUUUAGAACAUGCUUGAUUAGAUUUAGAACAUGCUUGAAUAAAUUUAGAACAUGGUUGAAUAAAUUUAUAACAUAUUUAAUAAGUUUAGAACAUGUUUGAAUUAAUUUAGAACAUGAGCUUGAAAUUUUAGAACAUGUAUAUAUGUUGACUAGGUUCCGUGUUCUAAAUUUAGAACAUUGUUGGACAAAUUUAGAACAUGGUUGAAUAAAAUUAGAACAUGGUUGAAUAAAUUUAGAACAUGAGCUUGAAAAUUGAGAACAUGGCUAGCUGAAUAAUUUUAAAACAUGCUUGAAUUAAUUUGAACAUGAGCUUGAAAAUUUAGAACAUGGUUGAAUAAAAUUAGAACAUGCUUGAAUAAAUUUAGAACACGGUUGAAUAAAUUUUUUGACAUGGUUCACAAGUGGAAAAAGGGUCAUUUGCAUCGCACUUUUAAGCAUAUUU
Molecule: messenger RNA, 1849 nt
Organism: Spinacia oleracea (spinach)
Lineage: Eukaryota; Viridiplantae; Streptophyta; Magnoliopsida; Caryophyllales; Amaranthaceae
Exons: 3
Coding region: 1-873 (290 amino acids)
Source: RefSeq, a predicted model, not a curated record